GAAUCAGCGGAGCUGAAAAGGCUGGCAUGGACUUGCGAUGGCCAAGGCAUAUCUCGAAGCGAGCCCCAUCGAAGACUCCAAUAUUUUGAUUGUGGACUAUGCGAGUUCUAUAGGGGGAACCUGGGCUACUGAAAGGCUAUAUCCGGACCUCAAGACCAACAAUAUCGUUGGUUCGUACGAGUUUAGUGACUAUCCCAUGGACUUGCAAAGAUACUGUCUGAAGCCACAUCAGCAUAUUCCAGGGACCGUCGUCCAUCGAUACCUUUCGGACUUUGCCGAGCAUUAUGGGUUGACCCCUCGAAUGCAACUUCGGACAAGGGUCGAAGCUGCAAACUUACAGGAAGACGGCUCAUGGAUCAUUGAAUUUUCGACCAACGGUCCUGAUCGCCGUGAGACAUUAGGACGGCUCGUCGCGUCGAAGCUAGUGCUUGCUACUGGUUUGACCUCCGAGCCGUACAUGCCAGUGUUUUCAGGCCAGGAGAUAUUUAAGGGGCACAUCUUCCAUUCCAAACAAUUUAAGAACCGCAUAGAUCAAAUUUCCUCUUCACAAAAGGUCGUUGUGAUCGGUGGCAACAAGUCAGCUUGGGACGUAUGCUACGCCGCAGCCCGCUUCGGAGCAAAGGUCCACAUAAUCAUGCGCCCAUCGGGUGGCGGACCGAGUCAUGUAUGGCGACCCAUACGUGUGUUGGGGCUUGAAACAUCUCUUUCUCGUCUAUCCUUGACAAGGUUGUUUACGUGGGUUGAUCCAAAUCCAUUUGGAUCAGCUGGGAAAACAGCGCGCUGGCUUCUUCACCAAAAUUCACUCGGCCGCAAAAUCUGCUUGUUAUUCUGGGGCUUUCUGGACCAAUACAUCUGCCGCACCAACGGAUAUGAUGAAGUGGAUAGCCAAGUCAGGAUGAUGAAGCCCUGGACCUCGACUUUCUGGAUGGGUAACUCACUGAGUAUACACAACUACGAGACAGACUGGUUUCAACUUGUCAGAGACGGGCAGAUAACUCCUCAUGUGGCCGAAGUACUGUCUUUGACUGAAACUCUGGUCCAGCUGUCCGAUGGAACGAGUAUCGAAGUGGACGCACUAGUCUGUUGCACAGGUUGGAAGUUUAUUCCAGCCAUCAAGUUCUCGCCUGAAUGGGCAGCUUCGGAAAUAUUCGGUGGAAACUUGGACUCUGAAGUCGCCAAAGAUGUGCGAAGUGAAGUCCUACAGCGCUGUCCUGUCCUAAAGUCUGCGCCCAUACGAAAACUACCACCAGGAACGCCAUCUGGAAAGGACGCCUCCAUGGGGCCAAACGAGGCUCAAUCCUUGCGCUUAUGCAGAUUCAUGGUACCGACGUCGCCAAGGCUCUUUCAGAAACGCAACGUGGCCUUCAUCGGCGCUCACCUGUCAAUACACGCUGUGAUGCUGGCCCAAGUGCAGGCUCUAUGGAUCGUGGCCUUUUUCCAGGAUAAACUGUCUCUUGACGUUGAAGAUCAGAAUAGUUUGGCGUUUGAUACGGCUCUACAUUCAGAGUACGAGAAACUUCGACGUCCAAAGGAAGCGGGAGGUACAGGCAACCGAUUUCCAGAUCUGGUAUUUGAUAGCUUGCCGUAUGUGGACAUGGUGCUGGGCGAUCUGGGGAUGAGAGCCAAACGGAAGGGGUCUUGGUGGAAGGACGUAUUUUCUCCAUACUCACUUGCUGAUUACAAGGGCUUGGUGCAGGAGUGGUUGGCAUUGGUAACUCGAAAAAAUGAUGGAGCAGGUCCAAAUCAAAGUGUGUCGUCCUAAUCCGAUGGGAUACAUCCGGCACUGUGAUUAUUUCUACAGAAAACUGCGGGCGUUUGGAAGAUCUUUACCGCGUCCAUAUUUACAAAGCAGUUCCUCAC
This is a messenger RNA of Pseudomassariella vexata, 1860 nucleotides long. RefSeq lists its product as uncharacterized. The transcript has 3 exons. The coding region runs from base 38 to 1762 and encodes 574 amino acids. Lineage: Eukaryota; Fungi; Ascomycota; Sordariomycetes; Amphisphaeriales; Pseudomassariaceae. The record is from RefSeq and is a predicted model, not a curated record. Gene Ontology annotation, molecular function: NADP binding; flavin adenine dinucleotide binding; N,N-dimethylaniline monooxygenase activity.